AGCUCAAAGAGGGGCGCGCACCCCCAUUCACCUGGCCGUGCGCGUUCCCACACCUCCACCUCGGUCGCGCGCACGCCCUUCCAUCUGGCCGCGUGCACUCACUCACCUAGCCGCGUGUGACCUUCCACCUGGUGGCGCGCUUCCUCUCGGUUGGCGGCGCGCGGCUUCUGUCACCUGACCGCGCGCUCCCUCGCACCUGACCCGGCGGCCAGCGGCAGAUGCGCGCGCGAGCGGCCCCGAACCUGGGCAGUUGUCUUCGCUCUCUGCGCGCGCACACACACACUUCCAAAAAAUUUUUUUUGGGGGGGGGAGGAAGGUGGUCUGAGUAGAGGCGCGCUCCCGGUCAAAAAAGAGGACGGCUUUCCCUCGCGUGCGCGCGCGCUCAGAAGGAGAAGCGCAUACAGAUUCAGCCAAAAAAAACCACACACAUACACAACAGGAGCAACAACAUAAAAGAGAAAAAGAAGAAACCCCGGAACCGAGAUGGCGGAAGCGCCUAUUGUUUGAAAACAGAAGGGAGAGAGAGAGAAAAGCCAUUUACUCGGAGUAACUUACAACUUACCCAAAGGAUUUAAUUUUAAAUAUAAAGCGAGGAAACCCCAGCUUUCGGGAUAAAUACAUGAGGAAAGAGAAUCUUCACUGAUGCUAAAUUCUGUGCAACAAUUCUUUUUUCUGCAACGAGGGACUAAUUUUACAUUUUUUAUUGUUUGCAACAUCGGUGGGGAGAGGUGGAAAGUGGGGAUGAAGAGUUGCAAGAAAAAGCUGCGCGUGUGAGAGAGGAUAAAGAAAAAAUAGUAAAUUAUCAUUUUUUUAAAAAAAGAAGAAAGCGCAGCUCCUGUUGGUCGAGGAAUGGCUUCGAAGGAGCGGCUGUACGAGCUCUGGAUGUUGUACUUCGCCAAGAAAGAUCCUCACUAUCUGCAACAAUGGCUUGAAGCCUUUGUCACUUCCUUUGAACGAAUUAUUGAUGUCAACACUUAUGAACCAUUGCAGCGAAGACCUGAAGAGAUGGCUACAGAGAUUCCACUGUUGCCAGGCAAUGUGCUUCAAGUUCUGAGCCAGCAACUAAAUGAAUGUGUACAGAGAUUAUCCACUGAAGAGGCUGAGGCAGGCCUUGGGCAAGCGCUCCUCCUGAUAAAAUUUCUCAUUAUUAUCUGCAGAAAUUUAGAAAAUAUUGAAGCAAAGGUCACUCCAACCUUUCACCCGGUUAUAAACCUGAUGACUGUAUGUAUUGUUAUGUUAAAGAAGGGAGCACAGGAGAAGGGUUUAUCAGAGAACUCAAAGGUCGAGCAGUUAACCAUGUAUGCACUGCACCUCUGUGAAUGCCUCUUUGACCCAUAUCAAAUCUGGAGGCGGCACUUGGGGGGAGAGAUUAUCAGUUCCAUGGAAAGGAGUAAAUAUAAAUUUGCACCAGCUGUUUUACCUCAGGAAUUUAAUACAUUCUUCCACGAAAGUUUCAAGGACAGCCAGAGUUUGCCAAAGACAAUCCACCUAAGAAUUUUAUAUCUUUAUGGAGCUAUUAUCAGUGGAAGUAAGCAAAAUGCACUACGAGCCAUCACCCCAACCUCUGUCGAGGUGCUUAUGCUGAUUCUCAGGACCUCGUGUGACACAGGAACUCAGGAGCCGAAGGAUACCCGGAUGUUGCAAGUUGGCUUGAAGUGUCUGAUUGGAAUGAUCCACAUUCUCCACUCUAGCAGCAUUGACCAGAGGAAAGUAACAAUCGAGACAAUAUUGGACAGCUACUUUAAGUUGUUGAAUGCUGAUAGGCCAUUGGCCGUGCAGGAAGAGGGGGCUAAAACCCGGUUAGAGGAUGGCUUCAUCACCCUACGGAUCAACAUGCUCAGUGCUAUCUCUGAAAUGUUGAACUGUAAGGAUCGGCCUGUGCUCCAGGCAGUGUUCCUUAAUAACAACUGCUUUGAGCACAUUAUCCGUCUCAUCCAGAACAGCAAGCUGUAUGUAAGCAGUAGGUCUAAGGAUGACAGCAAGGGUGGGAGUGAUCUUGCCACUCAGUUACUGACUGAAAUCAAUCUCAGCAAGGUAUUUGAGAAAGAGUCAGACUCCAUCACAGUGCAUGCUAUCAGAGUGCUAACAGCGAUAAUGAAGAACUCGCCCUCUGCCAAGGAGGUAUUCAAGGAACGGAUUGGUUACUCUCAUCUCUAUGAGGUGCUGAAAAGCCAGGGGGAGCCAACAAAGCAACUCCUGCAGGAACUGAUGAACAUGGCUACUGAGGAUGAGAAUAUGACUUCCCUCAACACGAUCAAUAAUGAGCAGGCACUGUUGAUCCUGGUGCAGUGGAUUCCUGACCUGGAAUCUCGCAAUCUACAGAUCUUUGUCUCUGAUUGGUUAAAAAAAGUGUGUGGCGCUACUCUUCGGACUCGCAUGACCUGUGUGAAGGCUGGGGUGUUGAGCGCCACUCUAGCAUCAUUGCAUUGCCACUCACGGCUCGACAGGAAGUGUGGCGAGAAUCUUAUUGACUUGCUACAGGUGCUGGGUAGCCUUUCCAUUCAACCUGGAGAACUCCGGCAGCUCAUAAAACUACUUCGGACUACAGAUGCAAAAGCACAUCCGUACUCUGCCCAUGUCAUUCGGGCCUUAUCAGCCAUGGCGAAGAAAGAUGGAUCUGAAAAUGUGCUGCAGUACUUUGACCUGACUCCCAGUAUGGCAGGAAUAAUGGUUCCCAUCAUUCAGAAGUGGCCGGGUAAUGGUUUUGCUUUCCACACCUGGCUCUGUCUGAAUGAGGAGUGGGAGGAUGGUUGCAUGUUCAGCAGGAGACCGAAACGAAAACAACUGUACAGUUUCUUUACAUCAAGUGGGACUGGAUUUGAAGCCUUCUUCACGUCCGAUGGGAUGCUAGUUGUUGCAGUUUGCACCAAGAAAGAAUAUAUGACCGUGGCACUCCCAGAAUUCUCCUUGAGUGACUCUCACUGGCACUGCAUUGAUAUUGUUCACAUCGCAGGACGCCGACCCUUUGGGCAGAAUGUGGUUAAUAUCUAUACAGACGGUUAUCUGAGAAAGACUGCACAACUACGAUUCCCUUCACUAAAUGAGUCCUUCACUUACUGCUGUAUUGGAUCAGCUGGUCACAGAACAACGACAACAGUUAUUACUUCUCCCAUCCAGACUCCCGAUCUAUCCUUCACUUCACAUUACCCCCUCAACCGUUCUCAGUCCUUCCCAGCCAGCUUUACAUCCCCCAUGAGAGGCUCCACCUCUCCACAAGCCAUUGUGAAUACAAUCGCGGCCAGCAUGCAGGAUGCAGAAUGGGGCACACCAACAUCCCUGGAAGGGCUGAUGGGAUCCGUCUUUGUGUUCCAUGAAGCCCUGCAGCCGAUGCAGAUCAAAGCACUUUUCAAUGCAGGUCCAAACAACUUAUUGCCAUUUAAGCCUGACAGUGAGCUAUCCGAUCUGAGUAGCAAGCUGCUCCUUCAUUAUACUCCCAAGGCCUGCAGAAAUCAGAUUUGUUUAGAUCUGUCCACAAACCACUUCUAUGAUGGGAGGUUGACUGGGCACAAUACAGUCAACUGGGAUAUCAAGGAUGUGAUCAACUGUGUUGGGGGGAUGGGUGUCCUCCUACCACUUCUGGAACAAGUGGCUUCCAAAAGUGACGAUUCAGAGGAGAAUCAGGAGACGACUGACUUAGUGGGACCAGAACUGACCUCUUCACAGAACAUCCAAGGAAUGCUCCUACCUUUGGGCAAGUCUUCAGAGAGCAAAUUGGAGAGGAAUAGUGUAGCUGCGUUUUUGCUGCUAGUUAAGAAUUUAAUCCGAAACCACACCAUAAAUCAGGAGAAUUUCAUCCAGUGCAAUGGCCCGGCUGUCAUAGGUGCCCUGUUGCAAAAGGUUCCAAGCCACAGAGUGGACAUGAAUGUACUGAUGGCCUGUCAGUUCCUCAUGGAGCAGGUAGCUAGUGAAGGCAAUAAUCUCCUCCUCCACUGCAUGUACCAGUACCUGCUCUUUGACUUCCGCAUCUGGAGCCACAGCGAUUUUGCCGUUCGAUUGGGUCACAUACAGUACUUAUCCACAAUUGUCAAAGAUCACAAGCAACGUAUCAGAAAGAAGUAUGGUGUGCAGUACAUUCUAGACUCCAUCCGAACACAUUAUGGCCCACAGAAGGAUAACCGGACCACUGCUGAUGUUAAAACUGUGCAACUGUCACUCUUCACCCUGGUGAAGGAAUUUAUCACCAAAGUAAUUACAGCUGAGGAGUUGCACUGCAUCAUCUCUUACAUGGCAACAAUCAGUGAUGAUGAUCAGCUUUGUGGUAUUCUGGACAUCUUGCUCAGUCUGUUAAAGGGAGGUCCUUCCAGAGACCAGCUCUUUACCUUGCUGUUUGAGCCUGGCAAUGUGGAAGUGUUUUACUCAUUGAUCCUACAGAAGAGGUAUUCUGAUGAAGUGCGUGAGAAGAUCUUUAGGCUCAUGUACAAGAUGUUGAAGUAUGACAAAGUUCACGAGAGAUGCAAACUGCGACUGAAGCUGAAAGAUAUUGGCUACCAAGGUCUGACCUCCUUCCUGAAUGAAUUUCCUGCCUCAAUGUCACUCAUUCGGUGCUUGUCAGAGCAGGUGCUGUGCUCAGAUCCUGUUCCAAAUUACAAGGACCUGAUUGCCGUAGUUUAUUUAUCUCACAAAGCAGACCUAACUGUGCGGCUGGACGUUUGUCGAAAGCUGUUCCAUCUGAUUUACUCUCAGCAAGACAUUGUUCGUCAGUUGGCAAAACAGGCUGGAUGGCAGGACAAUUUUACCAAGCUCUACGUCAAAGAGUCAUAUGAAUCUCGAGAGGCCAGUCUAUCAAGUUCAUUUACUAACUACUCCAUUGACUUACUUAAGAACUCAGAUCAGAGCCAAGACUUCACCCAAGAACAAGACAAAGAGUUGAUCAAUCGCAUGAGUAGUCAAUCAGACUUCCAGGACUCUGAAGUCUUUCUCCCUUUCAAUAUGGACCUCAAUGAAGGCUUUUCAAAAGGACAACCCGACCAUUCCAUGCUUGGUCUUUUUCCCUCCAGUGAGAUGCAGUCCUACGAUUCCUUGAUCAAGUCAUUUGAUUCCAUGGACCACACAAGUAACUCUUCGACCAAUACCAUAGACAUUCCAGGCUCAGGUGAAGCCAUCCCUUCUGAUCCUUCUGAAGAUGCUUUCUACCAGCCCCUGUCACCUUUUGCACAACCUUCCUUUGACUUGGGAACAGAAAUGGGAAGCACCAGUUCCUUUACCACUGUGGAGAGUGGAAAUUUGACUCCAGUCAGCACAUCAGAAACACCAUCUCCUCUUGAGAAUUUCAAACCUUUCCCAGGAAUUCGUACAUGGAAAAGCUCCAGUCUCUCCAAUGUCCUCGAUGACUCUAGCUACCAAGAGAAUCUCCCCAGUGACGAUGCUUCUAAUACCAGCAACCCACAGCAAACACCAGAAGAGGAACUUUGCAACUUGCUAACAAAUAUCAUCUUCUCUGUAAUAUGGAGAGGGGUAGAGGGCUCCGAAGAUGCAGCGUGGAAAGAGCGAGGGCAAAUCUUUUCUGUCCUGACAAAACUUGGGACUGCCUGUGAGCUGGUACGCCCACCUGAUGAAAUCAAGAGAAGCCUACUGGAAAUGAUGUUGGAGUCUGCAUUCUCUGACAUUAAGGACUCUACAAGCACUGCAUUAGCAAGCCAUAUCCAAAACAUCCUGAAGCUGCUCCGACUGCUUCAGGACUUCCUCUUUUCAGAAGGGCAAAACAAUCAAGUGCUAUGGAGUGAAAAGAUUCUUGAAGGUGUAAUUAACUUAUUGGACAAGCUUGCUGUUUGGUACCAUUCAGACAAUGAGAUGUCAGAUCUGAAAGAAAUGGCUCAGAUUGGCCUCAGGAUUAUCCUGGGUUACAUUGUACAGGAAGACAUUCAGGUGUGUGCAAUGGCCUGUGUGAAGCUUCAUAGCCUCCUCCAGACCAUGCCGAUACAGAAGGAGGAGGCUUGCUUUCUGCUGGGAAAACUGGAUGUUCCCCUUACGAGAUCCAUCAAGGGUAAGACUGAGAUCUUCUCUUACCUGAUGCCCAUUGUCCGCACUCUCAUGGACCAGUGUUACCAAUUGCUUGAGCUGCAAUACCAACUGCCAUCCCUGCCACCCACCAAUGGCAGCCCGACCUUCUUUGAGGAUUUCCAGCAUUUCUGUGUUACCUCUGAAUGGAGACUCUUCAUGGAAAAACAGGUUCUGAAAGCUAUGACUCAGUACGAGCAUGACACGUUUGCCAGAAGUCACAAUCAGAUGUCUAGCUUCUGGAAUUCCUGCUAUGACUCUCUAAUGAGCAGCUCGCUACGUCGGGAGCAUGAGCGUGGGGAGAGUCGUUCCAAGUUUGAGGAGUUGAUGCUGGAGCCAUACAUGAAGCGUGUGAGAUUUGAGAAUGCUCGAUACAGCAAUAUCCUCAAACAGAUCAACAGUCAUCACAACACAGUGCUUCGGCAGUGGCAAUCAUUAAGACGUCUCUUUACUUGCCCACGUGGGGCCUGGGCCGAAUGCAAUCUGACUGAAAUUAAAUGGAAACUAUCAAGUGUGGAGACCUACUCAAGGAUGAGGCUCAAAUUGGUUCCAAACUACAAUUUCAGCACACAUGCAGAAGCUAGUGCCUUGCGGGAUAACCUUGAAAUGGAAGAUGCAAUUAUAAAAGUAACCCAGCUGAAGUUUGGAAAAAACUUUUUCUUCUCAUACAGAAGCAGAGUUGAAUCUGAGGAGCCCAGUCAGAAGGAGAAAUUGGUGAUCUCAGAGGAGUGUGAGUUGAUCACAACUGUUGCAGUGAUCCCUGGGCGCCUGGAAAUCACCACACAGCAUAUGUAUUUCUAUGAUGGCAGUAUUGAAAAAGAAGAGACAGAGGAAGGAAUUGGCUAUGAUUUCAAGCGUCCCCUGUCUCAUCUUGGAGAGAUGCACCUCAGACGCUAUAACUUGAGGAGAUCUGCGUUGGAGUUCUUCUUUAUCGACCAAUCAAACUACUUUAUCAACUUCAAAAAAAAGGUCCGAAAUAAAGUAUAUUCACGUAUAGUGAGUACACGUCCCCCCAAUCUUAAUUUCAACAGCCGCUCCCCUCAGGAACUGUUGAAAGCAUCUGGAUUAACUCAGAAAUGGGUUCAGAGAAAGAUCUCCAAUUUUGAAUAUUUAAUGCAGCUCAACACCAUCGCAGGGAGAACCUACAAUGAUUUGUCUCAGUAUCCUGUGUUCCCAUGGAUCAUUUGUGACUACACAUCUGAGGAACUGGAUCUGAACAACCCAAGUGUUUUCCGGGAUCUCUCUCGGCCCAUUGGUGUGGUAAAUGAUAAGCAUGCAAAGGAUGUGAAGGAGAAAUAUGAGAGUUUUGAAGAUCCAACUGGAGACAUUGAUAAAUUUCACUACGGUACGCACUACUCCAAUGCAGCUGGAGUCAUGCAUUACAUGAUCCGGAUCGAGCCUUUCACUACCCUGCAUAUCCAACUACAGAGUGGCAGGUUCGACUGUGCAGAUCGUCAAUUUCACUCAAUCCCAGCAGCCUGGCAGGUCCGAAUAGACAAUCCUGUAGAUGUAAAGGAGCUGACCCCAGAAUUUUUCUACUUCCCAGAAUUCCUGGAGAACCAGAAUGGGUUUGAUCUCGGCUGCCUGCAGAUGACCAACGAAAAUGUAGCUGAUGUUGUCCUUCCAAAGUGGGCAAAAUCCCCUGAAGAUUUCAUUUACAAACACAGAAAAGCACUGGAGUCAGAACAUGUCUCUACAAAUCUCCAUAAUUGGAUCGACCUGAUUUUUGGCUACAAGCAAAGGGGCCCUGCAGCUGUUGAGGCAUUGAAUGUCUUUUAUUACUGCACAUAUGAGGGUGCAGUAGAUCUGGAUGCAAUUGCUGAUGAAACUGGAAGGAAAGCUUUAGAAGGAAUCAUCAGUAAUUUUGGGCAAACUCCAUGCCAACUUCUGAAGGAGCCACAUCCUCCACGUCUUAGUGCAGAGAAUGCUGCCAGGCGCUUAGCACGAUUCGAUUCCACACCAAAUGUCUUUGAGCACUUGGGCCAACUCAAGUCCUUCUUUGUUGAGGGCAUCAGCGAUGAUAUUCCACUAGUGCAGGCCUUGGUGCCAACAAACCAAGCCUACUCUUAUUUAACUCCAUAUGUUCUGGUCACAGUGAGUGCAAAUGGGUUGAUAGGAACUCAUGGCUGGCUGCCAUAUGACAAAAACAUUUCCAACUACUUCACCUUCACACGAGAUCAAAAUGUCUCCAAUGCCAAGUCUCAGCGCUUCUUGUCAGGCCCAUUUGCUCCUGGAGUCAAUUUAUCACCAAAGAUCCUGGUCAUUUCCCCUGACGGUAAACUUCUCUUCAGUGGCGGCCACUGGGAUAACAGUCUCCGGGUUACAUCUCUGAGCAAGGGCAAAGUGACGGGACACAUCAUAAGGCACAUAGAUAUUGUGACAUGCCUGGCCUUGGAUCAUUGCGGUACCUAUCUCAUCUCUGGAUCAAGAGACACUACAUGCAUAGUGUGGCAGGUCAUCCAACAAGGUGGAUUUGCUUGUGGUUUGGCUCAGAAGCCAGUGCAGGUCCUCUAUGGACAUGAUGACACAGUCACGUGUGUGGCCAUCAGUACUGAGCUUGACAUGGCAGUAUCGGGGUCUAAGGAUGGCACAGUCAUUGUACAUACAAUUCGACGAGGUCAAUUCAUGCGGACCCUGCGACCCCCCUGUGAAAGCACGCUGCCCAUGACUAUUGAUGACCUUGUCAUUGGAUGUGAGGGUCAGAUUGUCAUUCACAGCAGUAUAGAAAGCAGGGCAUCAUCAAAGGAUAAAAUGCUCUUGCAUCUAUAUUCUGUGAAUGGCAAGCACCUGGCCUCUGUGUCCAUGGAUGAGCGAGUGUCCGCAAUGUGUAUCGUUGAAGAGUUUGUGUUACUGGGUACCGAGCAGUGCUCACUGCAGAUACGGGACCUACGGAGUUUGAAGAGUGCAAUGGAGCAAAUGGUCAUGAAGGUUCCCAUUCAUUGUGUUUCUGUUACCAAAGAUAACAGCCAUAUUCUAGUCGGUUUAAAUGAUGGAAAACUAAUUGUGGUGGUAUCGGGUAAACCCUCUGAGACGCGGUCAAGUCAAUUCGCUAAGCGUCUGUGGAGUUCCACCAGGCGCAUUUCUCAGGUGUCAUCUGGAGAAACGGAGUACAACAAGACUGACACAAGCACCAAGUAGAACUCCUGUAUGAUUGGCCACAUUCUACCAAGAAUUCAUCUGCUGUUACAAUCUUCAAAAAACUUUUCAAUCUAUUUAAAACUUUUUUAAAAAAUAAACACUCAGCAAAGCUGGCAGACUGGAGAAGCAUAGGGCUGUGCUUCUUCAUCCACUUUUAAUGAGCUGCUUUCACCAACCAAAGCGCCUGUUCAGAUCCAAAGGAUUUAAAACAUUGAAUGUUUACAAUGAAUGUGGGAGAAUGAUCCAAUGCCUUAAUACUGCAAGGACUUAUAAAAUAGUUUUUUUUUAAGAUAAUUGUCAAUUUUGACAACAUCCUUCUCUCUGCACAGUGUGAACCUCUGGAUAUAUGUAGAAUGUUGUGGUUAUUAUGAGGGUAUGAAGAUGUUAAUAACUGAGUUUUGGAGAUUUUUUGUGGGCAGGGAUUUUUUUUAUCAUUGCUCUGAAUCUUCACCUUUUCAAUGUUUUUGUCACUGUUGCAACUUGGGAAAAGUUAAAGAUACAAGACAUAUUGCUAAAGUUUAAAGUACAUGUAAAGGAUUGUUGUUAUCUGCUAACACUUGAUAUCAUAUUAACAGCUGAUGUACAAUUCAUCUGCUAACAGUUAGUCUUUCAUAUCCAUUUCUGUAGCUUCUAUUUCCCAGAAAUUCAUUUACAGCACAGAGAAGGGAUAUUUGGCUCAUUUGAAUCAAUGUCAGCAGUUCAGUCAGUUCCAUUACCUUAUCCCCAUUGGUCACUUCUUUCAUGUGCACUUCCACUUUUCGAAUUAUUGAUUAUCACUAUUUGUACCGCCCUUAUAGGCAGCUAGUUUUAGAUCAUUGGCGUUGACUGUGCAAAACAAGUUCUUCCUCAUAUUUGCCCUACAUCUCUUGUUAAAACCUUAAAUCUGUGUUUCCUAUUCUUUGUACCCAUUAACUGAUUGCAC
Messenger RNA from Chiloscyllium plagiosum (whitespotted bambooshark), 10057 nucleotides. Lineage: Eukaryota; Metazoa; Chordata; Chondrichthyes; Orectolobiformes; Hemiscylliidae. The record is from RefSeq and is a predicted model, not a curated record.